Colletotrichum tamarilloi is the source of this 3570-nucleotide messenger RNA. Its product is annotated as RecF/RecN/SMC N terminal domain-containing protein. The transcript is spliced from 6 exons. The record is from RefSeq and is a predicted model, not a curated record. Gene Ontology annotation, biological process: chromosome organization. Gene Ontology annotation, cellular component: chromosome. Gene Ontology annotation, molecular function: protein binding; ATP binding; ATP hydrolysis activity. Lineage: Eukaryota; Fungi; Ascomycota; Sordariomycetes; Glomerellales; Glomerellaceae. Bases 1 to 3570 code for a protein of 1189 amino acids.
AUGAGGGUCAUAGAGGUCAUCAUAGACGGCUUCAAGUCGUAUGCCGUGCGAACGGUGAUUUCGGGAUGGGACGAAAGUUUCAACUCGAUCACUGGUCUCAACGGAUCCGGAAAGUCCAACAUCUUGGACGCCAUCUGCUUCGUUUUGGGAAUUACCAACAUGACAACAGUCCGAGCGCAAAAUCUCCAGGAUCUUAUCUACAAGCGCGGUCAAGCCGGUGUGACGAAAGCGAGUGUUACAAUUGUUUUCGACAAUAGAGACAAGAAGAAGUCGCCGAUCGGCUUCGAGGAGUACUCAACCAUCAGUGUAACUCGACAAAUCGUCCUUGGCGGCACAUCCAAAUACCUCAUCAAUGGACACCGAGCCCAACAACAGACUGUACAAAACCUUUUCCAGUCUGUCCAGCUAAACAUCAACAACCCAAAUUUCCUCAUUAUGCAGGGCCGAAUCACAAAGGUUCUCAACAUGAAGCCGGUCGAAAUUCUGGCCAUGAUUGAAGAAGCUGCGGGAACCAGAAUGUUUGAGGACAGGAGGGACAAGGCGCUUAAGACCAUGGCAAAGAAAGAGAUGAAACUGCAAGAAAUCACCGAGCUGCUACGAGACGAGAUCGAGCCGAAGCUCGAGAAGCUCAGGACGGAGAAGCGAGCCUUCCUGGACUUCCAACAAACCCAGAACGAUCUCGAGCGUCUUACACGGGUGGUCGUGGCGCACGACUACGUAAGGUGCCAAGAAAAGCUUGAGCAAUCCGCAGCAGACCUGGAGGGCAAGAAACAAAGACAAAAAGACCUCGAGGAGUCUGCGGCACGACUGAAGAGCGAAAUCUCCCACCUUGAAGAGGAUGUCAAACGAGUCCGAGCUCAGCGCGACAAGGAGUUGAAGAAAGGAGGAAAGGCGCAAGCCUUGGAGGAUGCCGUCAAGAAGCACUCAAACGAGCUGGUCAGACUUGCCACGGUCAUGGACUUGAAGAAGUCCAGCAUGGCGGAAGAGAAAGAGAAGAAGACGGCUGUCGAGAAGAACGUCGCGGAGCUGGAGGCGACACUGCAAGAAAAGACUCAGGCCUUUGAGGAGAUCAAAGCCCGAUUCGACGCAGCCAAGGACGACCUGGAGAAGCAAAGCCAAGAAGCCGAAUCCAAGGAGGAACUCUUGCAAACCUUGCAGACUGGUGUUGCAUCCAAGGAUGGUCAGGAAAGCGGUUACCAAGGCCAGCUGCAAGACGCAAGGAACCGCGCGACAGCAUCGGUUACCGAACAGGAGCAAGCAAAGAUGAAGAUUGCUCAUCUCGAAAAGCGUAUCAAGGAGGAGGAGCCGCGAGCCAAGAAGGCGAAAGAGCAGAAUGCCGACCUUCUCAGGGAUCUCGAAGGCCUCAGGUCACAGGCGCAGAAGCUCGAGAAAGAGCUCGGACGACUAGGCUUUGAGCCCGGCCAGGAAGAGCAAUUGUACCAGAAGCAGUCGUCCCUGCAGCAGCAGAUCCGAGGUCUUCGACAGGAGGCCGACGGCCUGAAGCGCAAGGUCGCCAACAUUGACUUCAACUAUGCCGACCCGACACCCAACUUCGAUAGAUCAAAGGUCAAGGGCUUGGUUGCCCAGCUGUUUACACUCGACAAGCAAAACACACAAGCCGGUACUGCGCUCGAGAUUUGCGCUGGUGGUCGCCUUUACAACGUCGUGGUUGACUCCGAAGUCACUGGCACUCAACUGCUUCAAGGAGGAAAGCUUCGCAAGCGUGUCACCAUCAUUCCUUUGAACAAGAUUGCGGCCUUCAAAGCCUCGGCUCAGGCCAUCGGGGCUGCCCAAAGAAUUGCACCAGGCAAGGUUGACCUAGCCCUGUCACUCGUCGGCUACGACAAUGAGGUCUCCGCCGCUAUGGAGUAUGUUUUCGGCAACACUCUCAUCUGCGCAGAUGCAGAGACGGCCAAGAGGGUCACCUUCGACCCCAACGUCAGAAUGAGGUCCAUCACCCUUGAGGGUGAUUCUUAUGACCCUUCAGGCACACUCUCGGGUGGUAGCUCCCCCAACUCCAGUGGUGUGCUCGUCACGCUGCAAAAGCUUAACGAGAUCACACGCCAACUCAAGGAGACCGAGUCUUCGUUGCACCAGCUUCAGCUCACUAUUGCGAGUGAGAAGUCAAAACUUGACCACGCUCGCAAGAUCAAGCAGGAACUUGACCUGAAGAGCCACGAGAUCAAGCUUGGUGAAGAGCAGAUUAGCAGCAACUCUUCUUCUUCAAUCAUCCAAGAGGUGCAGAACAUGAAGGAAACCAUUGCCCAGCUCAAGAGCGACACUGCGGAGGCCAAAAAGAGGCAUUUCGAAGCCACUGCUGACGUCAAGCGGAUUGAGAAGGACAUGAAGGACUUCGACAACAACAAGGAUGCCAAGCUUGUUGAGCUCCAGAAAUCAUUGGACAAGCUGAGGGCCGACCUAACCAAGAACACUGCUUCCGUCAAGGUUCUACAGAAGGAAGUACAGGGCGCUCAGCUCGACUCAGAACAGGUCUCUGGCGAUUUGUCCGCGGCCCGCGAACAGCAGCAAGAGGUUGAAGUAGCCAUCAAGGCCCAGCAGCAGGACGUCGAGGAUCUUGUCAAGCAGCAAAGCACCCUGCAAGAGACUCUUGACGGUGUCCAGGCCGAGCUUGACGAUGAGCGGGCCAAGCUCCAUGGAUUCGAUGACGAACUCCACGCCCUUGAAGAUGCUACCCGAUCCAAGAACGCCCGCAUCGCCGAGGAGAGUCUCGAGAUGCAGAAGCUUGGCCAUCAGGUCGAAAGGUUCCACAAGGAGCAGCAAUCGGCCGUGCAAACUGUUGCGCACAUGGAGAAGGAGCACGACUGGAUUGCCGACGAGAAGGAGAACUUUGGCCGUUCAGGAACGCCGUAUGACUUCAAGGGUCAGAACAUUGGCGAGUGCAAGUCGACGCUCCGUAACCUCACGGACCGCUUCCAGGGCAUGAAGAAGAAGAUCAACCCCAAGGUCAUGAACAUGAUUGAGAGUGUCGAGAAGAAGGAGGUGUCACUCAAGCACAUGAUGAAGACUGUCAUCCGCGACAAGCGCAAGAUUGAGGAGACCAUCAUCAGCCUGGACGACUACAAAAAGAAGGCCCUGCAAGAGACAUGGGAGAAGGUCAACGGCGACUUUGGUCAGAUUUUUAACGAGCUCUUGCCCGGCAGUUUCGCCAAGUUGGACCCCCCUGAAGGCAAGAUCAUUAGCGAUGGUCUCGAAGUCAAGGUAUCCCUUGGCAAGGUGUGGAAGCAGAGCUUGACUGAGCUGUCUGGUGGUCAGAGAUCUCUCAUCGCCCUUUCACUCAUCAUGGCCCUGCUGCAGUUCAAACCUGCGCCCAUGUACAUUCUUGACGAGGUUGACGCCGCGCUGGAUCUGUCCCACACGCAAAAUAUUGGUCGCCUGAUCAAGACGCGUUUCAAGGGCUCGCAGUUCAUCGUCGUCUCUCUCAAGGACGGCAUGUUCCAGAACGCGAACCGCAUCUUCCGGACUCGCUUCAGCGAAGGAACCAGUAUGGUUCAAGCAUUGACGCCUGCUGACAUGAACCGGAAAUAUGGGAGUAAUUGGCAUGAUAUCUAA